AUGAACGGCAUCGUCCUCGACCAAUCCGCCGAGGUCAUAAACGCCAGCAAUACCGGUUCCACGGAGUGGGCUCAAUCCAGGAUGGACGGGACCCAGGACCUAAUCGACGAACGGCAAGUCGCCUUGUUCGACGUCUUCGACCAGCUGUCCCGGCUCGGCGGCACUGAACGCCUCGAGCCACCUCAGUUGGUUGUGGUCGGCGACCAGAGCUGCGGGAAGAGCUCUGUUCUCGAAGCCAUUGGACGUUUUCACUUUCCCGUCCAUGCCGGGCUCUGCACUCGCUUUCCAACGAAGCUCAUCAUGCGGCGCGCCGUCACGGAACGGACCGAGCUGUCGAUCGAGCCCGGCAAGUCGCGCUCUGACGCCGACCGGACAAGGUUGCUUCAGUUCCACGAGCGGCUCUCAAGCUCGGACGGGUUUGCCGAGUUGAUGAUAAAGGCAUCCCGCGAGCUGGGAGUGCUGCCGUCACCUACGGGUGGGGGUGUCUCCGGAGGCUUUACCGACGACGUCUUGGUCGUCAAGAAACAGGGACCGAACCUGCCGCUGGUCAACCUCAUCGACCUACCCGGUAUCUUCCGGGUGGCGAGCAACGAACAGGGCGAGGAGGGCAGGGAAACAGUGGAGAUGCUUGCAAAGGAGCACGUAAAGAACAAGCGAAAUCUGGUCUUGCUCGUGGUUAACGCCGGGGGCAGCUUGCACGGCCAGCUCGCACCCGGGUUCAUUCAAGACAUUGCCAAGAGCGACCCGGGUCUUGCGGGCCGGGUGAUAGGGGUGAUUACGAACCCCGACCGCGUCCAGUUUCACGAGGAAUAUGUGAGGAUCUUGAACGGGUCUCUUACCUCAUCUGGCUUGAAGAUCUUGCGAUGGCACGUGGUCAAGAACCAGGAUAAAGACAAGCGGGCCGAGACUUUGGAGCAAAGAGAUGCCGGGGAGGCGGAGUUCUUCCGCAACGAACCGGACUGGCGGGGCGUGCCGGAUUCUCAGAGGGGCAUCAGUGCACUCAAGGCAACCAUCAAAGAGGGAUUCUGGCUCCAUACAAAAACCUCUCUUCCUAGCCUUAUCUCUGAGGUCGAGACCAGAAUCGGGCGAGCCAAUGCCCGAGUAGUGGCCCACGGCGAGGGGAGAAACACGGAUCGGGCUCGUCUGCAAUAUCUCCACGCCAUCGCCAAGGCUUUUGAGACAUAUAUGCAGCAGGCGUGCCUGGGGAUCUACCAAAAUAACUGUAAGGAGCCGCACAGGGUCGGUGAGACUUGCGAAAAACACUUCUUCCCAGCAUAUGGGAGUGAGGCGAGCGAGGCCGGAGACAGAAACCUGCGUGCCACGGUUAGGGCCCUCAAUAGGACCUUUGCGUCCACAAUGGGCAAGUAUGGGAAGACUACGGUGAUUAUGGGAGAAGGGGACGAAUCCGACGCAGAAGACUCGGAUGACAGCGGCGACGGCGAAGAUGGGGAGGAAGCCACGGCCGGCGGUGGCCAGGGCGAGAAUGAAGGCAAUGACGGCGGGGGCGGUGCCGCCCGAGACGAGUCCCGAGACGGCUCCGAGGCAGAUGGCCCGUCCAGCAAGGGCAGCGAGGCAGAGGUUGCGGAAACGUUUCCGACCCAAGCUAUCUUGGAGCAGUAUUACACGCCCGCCGUACCAGAUGCUGUUGAGCGCGGCGCGUUCGAAAUAUGGGUGGCGACGCAAAGUGUCUACUGGGGGGGGCGCGGUCCCAGCGGCGCGGCAAGUGAGACGUCGUACCACGGCCUCUUUGAGCACCAGUCUAGCAAGUGGGGGGCGAUUUCCGAGCAGCACCUCGCGGCGGUUUGGAGGUUUGUCGACGAGUUUAUCCAGGUUGCCCUCGCCGCCGCCUGUCCUAACGAGCAUGUCCGUCUGGCCUUGCGCGCCCACAUCGUCGACCCAAAACUCAAAUUGCUGAAAAUGACGGCGGCUUGCACCCUGAAAAACGUUCUUCAAUGUCAUGCGAGGGGCAAUACUGGAUUUUACGACGGCUUCCUUGAUGCUCACCAUAUACGGCAACAGUCAGCCACCGUCUCACGUGGUCUACGUCCAGUUUUUCAAUCGUUGAACAUGUGGUUGGCGGAGAAUCUGGUGCCUUUGGGUGGCCUCAACGCCUCGGAUAUUUCGCGCAAAGUACUAGAUAAGUUUGCGGGCUUGGUAAGCCAGCAUUUGGUCGUGUCGCUGACCGCCGGACUUAUUCGACCAGACCUGCUUCGUGGCGUUGAGGCUGCGAGCCGCUUAUUCGACAAGCUGACCGAGAGGGUGGCUCACGGUAUUGAAACAGGGGACGGAGCCAAAACCCAGCGCGUUUUGAAGAUGAACUUACAACAUGCGGCAAGCUUGAUCCUCAACGUUGACAUGUACUACGAGACGAGUAUGAUGGCGUUUGUCGGCUACGUCAAUGCCCUCGUAGUCGAAAAUGGCAUCCUGAACGAGCUGCCGAGCGCCAUCCUCACGCAGGCCCACAUUGUCGAGGCAGAAGCGUCACUGCUCGAGAAGAUCGCGGGGGAGAGGCCGUCGGAUGCCAUGCAGCGUGAAAAGGACAAGGGCGAGCUGGCGGCGCUGAAGGAGGCGCUGAAAACUCUGAACUCAUACAACGACGGAUACGUAGGCUGA
Messenger RNA from Chaetomium globosum CBS 148.51, 2613 nucleotides. RefSeq lists its product as uncharacterized. Lineage: Eukaryota; Fungi; Ascomycota; Sordariomycetes; Sordariales; Chaetomiaceae. The transcript has 2 exons. Bases 1 to 2613 code for a protein of 870 amino acids. Gene Ontology annotation, cellular component: membrane; microtubule; cytoplasm. The record is from RefSeq and is a predicted model, not a curated record. Gene Ontology annotation, molecular function: GTPase activity; GTP binding; microtubule binding.